Messenger RNA from Polyodon spathula (Mississippi paddlefish), 1353 nucleotides. Its product is annotated as QRFP-like peptide receptor. The record is from RefSeq and is a predicted model, not a curated record. Gene Ontology annotation, cellular component: membrane. The coding region runs from base 1 to 1353 and encodes 450 amino acids. NCBI's taxonomy places the organism in Eukaryota, Metazoa, Chordata, Actinopteri, Acipenseriformes, Polyodontidae. Gene Ontology annotation, biological process: neuropeptide signaling pathway. Gene Ontology annotation, molecular function: peptide binding; G protein-coupled receptor activity. The transcript has a single exon.
AUGAAUUACUCUUUGGAUUUUCAUGGUACCAACCUGAAGCUUCUUAAGCUGUUGCCUGAUGGAAACUUUUCACUUGGAGCUUUAGGCAAUUUGAGCCACAAUCUGUUGCUCUAUGAAGGUGCGGAACUUGAAAAGAUAUUAUUACUGACAAUUAAAGAGCCCACUACCAUUGCCCUUACAGUGAUGUACCUGGUGUCCUUUGUAGUCGGGUUCACUGGCAACAUCAUGUCCAUUAAAGUGCUCACUAACAAAGGAAGCAAAAGAAUGUCAGGUGUUAGUGCAACCAGAGCCUUACUGAUAAACUUAGCCAUAUGUGACUUGAUGGUUGUGUGCAUUUGCAUGCCCAUUACUUUGGGUCACAAGAUUUAUACGGCUUGGGUGUAUGGAGACUUUCUCUGCAGAGCGGUGCCUUUCACUCAAGCAGUUUCAGUUGCUGCUAGUGUCCUUAGUUUGACUGUCAUAAGCAUUAACAGAUACUACAGUGUCCACAACCCUUUAAAUGCUAGAUCUUUUUUCACCCGAAAGAAGAUCUUCUGGACAAUUGUCAUUGUGUGGGUCUUGUCUUCUGGUAUAUGCAUGCCUCUGAUAUUUAUGAACAAAAGAGACGAGAUACACCUCAUAGAAAACCUACAGUUCGUUUUUCCCAUUUGUAGAGAAAUCUGGCCUCACGUGAAGCUGAAGCAAGCUUAUAACUGUCUGUUGUUUUGCGCCCUCUACUGUCUCCCGGUCACAUUCAACUUAAUAAUCAGCUUCUUGACUGGCCGUAAGCUUUGGAGCACUUCCACACAGUUUAAGAAAUUUGACUCCAGAAACCAAUCCCUGCCAGCCUCCAGGCUAAACAACCGGAAGAACAUUGCCAAAAUGGUGGUGGCCUUGGUUCUCCUGUUUGCCAUUUCUUGGCUCCCUCUUUAUAUGGUGGACAUUUGGAUAGAUUUUAGUACCCCGGACUCUCACAGAGAAGAAACUCCUCCGCCAUGGAUCCUGCAAGUAAGACCUUUUGCACAGUGGCUUGGUCUGACCAACUCUAGCCUUAACCCAAUUUGCUAUUGUUUUGUUGGAGACCUGUACAGAUCGGCCAAGGAAAUGAAAAGCAGGUACCAGGGUAGAAUCAUUUCCUUCUUUAGCUUCUUUUUAUCUGAAGAAUUCCCAGCCUCCACCAUCCCCAAGCCGCUGUCCUUUGAAAGACCUGCCCGUGACAUGUGCAAAGACUCCACCUGUAACACUUUGGUUGAUGUUCAUAUCUCACGGACAACCAUGUGUGAGACAGCACUGGACUCCUGCCAUCCAGUGACUCUUCAUACAUUCUCUGCAAGAAGACAUUCCUUGGUGCAGUCUGAUCAAACUACAUUAUAG